AUGCGCGACAACGACCCCACCCAAGACUUAGGCCUUGAAUGUCCCUACGACAGUACCUUUCACAUCUGUAAAAACGACCCCAACCGGUUCAUCGGAUGCUGCGGCGUCAGCCCCUGCGGAGCCAGAAAGGGCCUCUGUCCUGACCAGCAUCUCUACGCGGCAAGCUUCGACAAAGCUUAUGAGGAUUACAUCCCAUCUCAAGCUUGCACCAACGACAAUGUCGAUGUUGCUUGGCAUGGUUGUUCCUGGUCCACAUUUUCUUUCAUAGGAUGUUGUGCCGUGGAUCCUUGUUCUGGUGGUUGUCCAAACCGGGAGUUGCGAGCAGCCAGGUUGAGCGAUAACUCCAAAAACGCGGAAGUGUUUCUUGGUCAAGGCUAUGACUAUCCUCCGGAGCCUAGUCCUACACCCAGUCCCAGCCGGAAUCCCGUUAUGAGUAGGAGUAUCAGUUCAGCUACAGCGAUUACAACUGCUGCCGUUUCAAGCUUCUUGACUUCAUACACCCUGAACCCGACUUCCGAAGCGGAUACUUCUUCGGUAGAAUCAGCAGCUCCUAGUCAUGAGAGCCAUGAUCAUUCCAAUAACGAUAUUUGUGUGAGCAAGGGCGGCUUAGCAGGGAUCGUGGUCACAGUUGUAUUCCUUGUCAUCGCAGCUAUAUGGAAGGUUUGUAAACACCAAAGUCGCAAAACCAGAGAGAAAGACGAUGAUGAAAAGUCGGACACGCUCAAAGAUGGACGGCUGCCGCUGAUACAACAGGGACAGGGAGUUCGAAGCAAGGCAACUCAGACUCCGGAUCAAAGCAAGCAUUGCCAAGUACAGCAAAAGUCUCAACCCGACACAUUUAACAGGUUCAACCAUCCAUACAUUCCGGGUUGGGGGCAGAAGAAGCCUGAAGCAGUUCAACAAAACGGAUACCUUCAACCCCCAUCUCCCGCCAUACCAUCCAGGAGUCCAUCACCCAGGAACGAUGAUGCGCUGCCAGCGUUCCCGGUGCCCUCAGGACUCCCAGGUGUCACUCGAAACAGAAAUCCCGAUUCUCGCCCCAGUUUUGAACUGGAAGGAAGUCCUGUUCCUGUUUAUCCUGUUAUAACAGCGCCUUCACCUUCAGCCAACCCCAAUAUUCAGAACGACACUGGGUCUCCAUACGAUUCCGUGUCUUAUACAAUCGGGCAGAUGAGAGUAACGAACGGUUACGCGUCUGAUAGAAGCAGCGACACUUCCAAGAUUGGUACUGGUUCUAGCGGGGGUGUGAGACUUCCAGACUCAGGUGCUAAGUUCGACUGUACGAGGAAGUGA
Fusarium venenatum is the source of this 1293-nucleotide messenger RNA. RefSeq lists its product as uncharacterized. The record is from RefSeq and is a predicted model, not a curated record. Lineage: Eukaryota; Fungi; Ascomycota; Sordariomycetes; Hypocreales; Nectriaceae.